UGCCUCGCGGCUGCUGCCCCCUCCUACGCGGUCACGCUGAGCCAGCUCCCGGGCCUGGAAUUGGGCUGCAGCCUCGUCAGCCGCGCCCUCCGCCUCCCGCCGCCUGAGGACCAUGGAUCCCCGCAAAGUGAGCGAGCUUCGGGCCUUCGUGAAAAUGUGCAGGCAGGACCCGAGCGUUCUGCACACGGAGGAAAUGCGCUUCCUGAGGGAGUGGGUGGAGAGCAUGGGUGGUAAAAUACCACCUGCUACUCAUAAAACUAAAUCAGAAGAAAAUAUCAAGGAAGAAAAAACAGAUAGUAAGAAGCCGGAGGAAAACAUAAAGACAGAGGAACCAUCAAGUGAGGAAAGUGAUCUAGAAAUUGACAAUGAAGGUGUGAUUGAACCAGACACUGAUGCCCCUCAAGAAAUGGGAGAUGAAAAUGUAGAGGUAACUGAAGAGAUGAUGGAUCAGGCAAAUGAUAAGAAAGUGGCUGCCAUUGAUGCCCUAAAUGAUGGUGAACUACAGAAAGCCAUCGACUUGUUCACAGAUGCCAUCAAACUGAAUCCUCGCUUGGCCAUUCUGUACGCUAAGAGAGCCAGUGUCUUCAUCAAAUUACAGAAGCCAAAUGCUGCCAUCCGAGAUUGUGACAGAGCCAUUGAAAUUAAUCCUGAUUCGGCUCAGCCUUACAAGUGGCGAGGGAAAGCACACAGACUUCUGGGCCAUUGGGAAGAAGCAGCACAUGAUCUGGCCCUUGCUUGUAAGCUGGACUAUGAUGAAGAUGCUAGCGCAGUGCUGAAGGAAGUUCAACCGAGGGCCCAGAAAAUUGCAGAGCAUCGGAGAAAGUAUGAGCGAAAACGUGAAGAGCGAGAGGUCAAAGAAAGAAUAGAAAGGGUUAAGAAGGCUCGCGAAGAACAUGAAAGAGCCCAGAGGGAGGAAGAAGCCAGACGACAAUCAGGAGCUCAGUAUGGCUCUUUUCCAGGUGGUUUUCCUGGGGGAGUGCCUGGUAAUUUCCCUGGAGGAAUGCCUGGAAUGGCAGGGGGCAUGCCUGGAAUGGCAGGAAUGCCGGGGCUCAAUGAGAUUCUUAGUGACCCAGAGGUUCUUGCAGCCAUGCAGGAUCCAGAAGUUAUGGUGGCCUUCCAGGAUGUGGCCCAGAAUCCAGCAAAUAUGUCGAAAUACCAGAGUAACCCAAAAGUUAUGAAUCUCAUCAGUAAAUUGUCAGCCAAAUUUGGAGGCCAAGCAUAAUGCUGUUUUGACAAAUAAAGAAAGCCCUUGCUGAAGGCAUAGCAACCUAGAUCACUUAAUGGAUGUCGCAAUAAUACAAACCAGUGUACCUCCGACCUUCUCAUCAAGAAAGCUGGGGGGGAGGGGGGCGCUUUGAAGAUCAUCCUUACCGGCUGCCCCACAUGCGCUGAGAUAUUUUACAGUGGUUUGCCAUUCAGGUAUUCAGAUAAUGUUUUCCUGUUAGGAAUUACAAACUUUAAACACUUUUUAAACCUUAAAAAUAUCUAAAAAGGGUGUGUUAAUUCCUACAUUUUUCUUUACUAAUCAUUUUGGUUUUUUUCCUUUGAAUUGGUUGGGUAAGGAAGAGAAAUUUAAGUAUGGAAGAUUUUUUACUCUAACUUGAGUAAAAUAAAGGUUUAUCAGGCAGAAACGAGUAUGAUCCAUUUCAAUAAGAUAAAGUUGGAAAGAGGGUUACUGACACAUUUUGAUCUUUUUAAAUGCUUUAUUUUAAAAAAAAAAAAAAAGAUUUAUUU
Molecule: messenger RNA, 1734 nt
Organism: Loxodonta africana (African savanna elephant)
Lineage: Eukaryota; Metazoa; Chordata; Mammalia; Proboscidea; Elephantidae
Gene: ST13
Product: ST13 Hsp70 interacting protein
Exons: 12
Coding region: 113-1222 (369 amino acids)
Molecular function (GO): protein dimerization activity; Hsp70 protein binding
Source: RefSeq, a predicted model, not a curated record